AUGAACCCCGGCGGCGGCGCGGGCGGCGGCAGGAGUAACUACGGCCCCAGCUCGCCGCCCACCGGCUGCCUGCCGCCCUUCUACGAGACCCUCAAGGGCGGCGGCAUGUCUUCGCUCUCAUCCCUCUCCGCCUUCGGCGGCCACCCCUACGGCGGCGGCGUCGGCGCCGGCUACACCAUGCUGCCCUCGUCGCACUCCCUGGACUGCGGGACGGACACGGGGCAAGGCCAGGGCCAGGGCGGGGGCGGCAUGGGGGGCUACAUGGACGGACCGCUGCCCAAGCAGUACUCGCUGCUGCAGAACGUGUGCGCGUCCUACGGCCUCACCGUCAAGGAGGAGGACGACUUCUCCAGCUUCGACAUGCUCACCUCCGGCAAGAUCGGCGGCCUCCCCCAGAUCUCCACCCUGACGGGCGGCUUCGUGUCGUCGCAGAGCAACAACUACGACGUCAACGACCAGAUGAUGGUGGACCUGUCGGGCGGCUCCGUGGUGGACUUGACGGCCACGCUCACCUUCUCGUCGGCGGCGGAGCACAGUGCGCUGCUCGAGUCGCUGAGCGACGCGGCGGACUUGUUCAUGACGCGGAUGCCCCACGACGACGACCUGGAGGCGCCGGGCACGGUGAGCAGCAGCAGUAGCGGUAGCAACGCCCAGACCGCCGACCUGCUGCACGGGUCGCCGCAGUCCAGCGAGUCCCUGGCGGGCUCCGUGGACCCGUUCCCCGAGCCCGCGCCCUACCCGCGGCCCUACGACACCCCCGUCAACGGCAACGUGAACGGCAACGUGAACGGCAACGGCGUGGGCAGCCAGUACAAGCCCAGCCCGUCCGCCAGCACCACCAGCCCCACCUCCUCCAACGCCUUCAUGGGCCACGACGGCUACCAGCUGCACAAGCAGGAGCCCGGCUACCACCUGCACAAGCAGGAGGCCGGCGACCAGCCGCAGCUGCAGCAGCUGCAGGUGCAGGUACACUUGCAGAACCCCAGCAGCAGCAACAACAACAAGUGCUCGCUGCUGUCGCCCGGGCUGUCGUUCGACCUGGACUCGCCCACCACCAUGUCGCUGCCCUCGCCCGCGUCCUGCGGCGUGGACGACAACGGCCUGGGGGACUCGGCCGCCUCCAUGUCGCCCGGCGGCUCCGUGGCCUCGGGCCGCAGGGACUCGUCGCACAACGACCAGGACAUGCUGCCCUCGCUGCAGGUCCGCGUCAACGUCAUCCAGCAGCGGCUUGGCCUUCCUGGAGAUGUUGCCUUGGAGUUCGUCAACGGCGGGCACGGCAUCAAGAACCCCCUGGCCUCCCACGAGGUGCUGCCAGGGCCUCCCAGGCCGGCGGCUCGCCCCGCCCCUGAAGAGCCUGCACCAGUUGAUGAAGUGGCACCUCGUUUCCAGCAGAAUGGGAAGCCGACACGCUUCUCAUGUCACCUGUGCACCAAGAGCUUCUCCCUGCAGCGACUCCUCAACCGACAUAUGAAAUGCCACAGUGACGUCAAACGUUACCUCUGUACAUUCUGUGGAAAGGGCUUCAAUGAUACUUUUGACCUCAAGAGACACACCAGGACACACACAGGUGUUCGUCCCUACAAAUGUAAUCUCUGUGAGAAGUCCUUCACCCAGCGCUGCUCUUUGGAAUCACACUGUCUGAAAGUUCACGGUGUGCAGCACCAGUAUGCUUACAAGGAAAGGCGUACAAAGAUGUACGUGUGUGAAGAGUGUGGCCACACGACAAAUGAACCAGAGGUCCACUACCUGCACUUAAAAGAUAAUCACCCGUAUAGUCCAGCACUCCUUAAGUUCUACGAUAAGCGGCAUUUCAAGUUUACCAACUCAAAUUUUGCUAACAUGCUUCUACAACCGUCACAGUGAACACCUGGAAAGGUGUGGUCUGGAAAUAGUGAUGAAACAGAUGUUCCUUACAUCCAUAUUGACUGAACGACUUACCUGUAGGGAUCUGCAAUGAACAAUUCAGUUUUAUCCUUAGAUAUUUAUAUCCGUCCAAGAUGAAACCCCCCAAUGGCAACUCCUCUUGACAGUGGAGUUCUAUGAUGUCCCUCUCUUAUAUAUGAACCAAAAAGUAUAUAUUUGAGUAAAAUUUUGAGUCAAUUUACCUAAUUUUGUUUUAAGGAUAAGGUCUAUUUUUAUUGCUACUAUUAUUUUGUCUGGUAUUAUAGAUAUAAUAAUAUUAUUUUUUGUUGAGGAAGUUGAUAUGAUUGUUUGCUAAAUGUUUUGUGGAAAUUCUCCUAAGAUUUUUUUAUGGUGAGCCACUGUGCUUUUGUGACAAAGUUAAGGCAAUUGGCAAGCAUCGUCAUUCUAUUUUAAGGGAUGUUAAAAAUUAAUGAAGCAAAUUGGUUGUGUUUUGAGAGUAUAUUUUGUUAUUGGGACAGAUAGUGUUUGGGACAGGCUAAUAAUGAAAAGUGUUAUGUACAUUUCUUCGCUGUGUAUAGUGUUAUUUAAAGCAUUUUUUUUUUCUGCUGUUAAGGGCCUGUCCCUCUCUCUAACAUAAUAAUUUUGGUCAUGUGAAAAUAUGUGAAAUCGAACAAAAUGCAUUUUCCAAAUAAUACAUAAUAAUAUCAUUGUAAUGUCUGUUGUUAACAGAAGUGUUUUAAAACAGUAGGUACCUGUGAUAUAUUAAUUUUAAUGAUAUAAGUACAAUAAUGAAUAAGAUCAAGUUGUAGCACAUAAGCAUUUUUCAUUAUUUUAAUUAUAGAACAAUAAAGUUUACAUAGAAUGAAAAUCAUUUAUUGUAAUUAAUACUGAUGCAAAAGGUUUGUGUACAGUGUCCGGGCUUGGUGGGAAUUUUUCUUAAUGCGUAAAUUCUCCCGCGGCAUUUAGUUAUUUCUGUUGUUUACGGGUCUGUCAGAAUCUUCUCCACGUAAGGAUUAUGUGCUUUCUUGCACACUUGUGCUUUGUAACUGCAAGUUGUGCAAAGUCCCUGCCACAUACACUUUUUCAUCUUUGGGAAAGCUCUUAAUCUAGAAAUUUAAGUCUCUCAUGUUCCAUUGACAAAUGCUAAGGUCAGAGCUAGUUCAGGACGUAGCUCACCAAGUUUUGGAAAAUAAUGUAGGGUGAUUGGUGGCUUGAGGACUCAAGGGUACUUUACGUGAGCUCUUUCUGAGCCAGCUCUCAUAUUUGGUCUCUGGAACAUUUUAUCAGAAUCUUCAAUGACAUAUCAGAUGCUUGAGGUGUCUGACAUGAAGCAAGAACUUGGGAUAUCUGUUGUUUAUUAUUCCAUUACAGUAUUGUGUUGUGCUUUCCUGUUAGCUUUUCCGGUUAGAUUAAAAAUAUAUAUUAACAACCAACUUGAGCAGAAAGAUAGUGAUACAUCGAAUUUCGAUUCUUGAACAGUUUUCUAAAACGCUGAUAGGAGCCUACAACUUCUACUGAUGUUGUGUAGAACUCUCUGGACUGGAGCCUAAUCAUUCUCCAUGCUGGGUCUUUGCUGCUUUCUCCUUUUAUGAAGAUCUUCUCAUUCUUUGAUGUAUUAAUAUUUAUUAAGAAUGUUUGGAAACUGAAUUGUUACUUAUUAUGUACAGAUAGAUCUGAACUUAAAUUAUUUGAAGCACUAGCUAUGGUACAGUUUGUAUAUUGUCAAAUUUUAUAUCCUUGUGCUGUUUGCUAAUGGUAUAGGCAUUUUGGAAAAAUUCUUGGCUGUUUGGUGAAAGUUGUCAUUGCAACUGUGUAUAAAGAGCAUUCACAUUUGUGCAACCUGUAAACUUCCUCCCUGUGUAGCUUCUUUUUCACAUCAGGUCAAGCAGUGUUAUUUGUUUGUUGUUGUAAUCUCAAAUCUAAAACGGAUUUUCAUUCACAGGGUAAAAUAUUGUUCAGUCUUUGGCAACUAGUGCAAUAAUUUGAUUGUGGCAAAACAUCACUUUAAAUCCUGCUUCUCAACUGACUUUUUUAAUUCUAUAAUAAAUGUUGAUUAUUUACUUAUUAAUUUUCAGCCAAUUGCAGGAAGUACGACAAACACAUGUCUUGUGAUAUUCAUUUAUCUGCAAUAUUUGUUAAAACUAUCAAUAAUUAAGUGAUGACCGCUUUCUAGAUAUUCCACGAUUGAAGCACUGUUGCUAGGCUUAAGUUAUUCUCUGUACUUCUUUGUAUAUAAUUAUACCCUGUUAAGAAAGACUCUCAAUGUUUCUUUUUUAAUAAAGUUUUAUCAGAAAAA
Messenger RNA from Thrips palmi, 4159 nucleotides. It is a transcript of the gene ovo, whose product is annotated as transcription factor hamlet. The transcript has 7 exons. Gene Ontology annotation, molecular function: DNA-binding transcription factor activity, RNA polymerase II-specific; RNA polymerase II cis-regulatory region sequence-specific DNA binding. The coding region runs from base 1 to 1863 and encodes 620 amino acids. NCBI's taxonomy places the organism in Eukaryota, Metazoa, Arthropoda, Insecta, Thysanoptera, Thripidae. Gene Ontology annotation, biological process: regulation of transcription by RNA polymerase II; epidermal cell differentiation. The record is from RefSeq and is a predicted model, not a curated record. Gene Ontology annotation, cellular component: nucleus.